Messenger RNA from Gryllus bimaculatus (two-spotted cricket), 2234 nucleotides. Lineage: Eukaryota; Metazoa; Arthropoda; Insecta; Orthoptera; Gryllidae. The record is from the annotation of a GenBank genome assembly.
CAACAUAAGCUUUGUGAAUAGUAUUUGUGAACGUUGGUACGAUAAGCCCGCGAAAAGUCCUAACCCAGUCCUGCCCGCGAAAAACACACUAACAGUUCGGAGUAAUAUUACAACAAACGUGUUCCGAAGUAUUCUGUGUAGUCCCGUGUCCAUCGUGUUGAUUGUGUUAAAGUAGUUGAAGUAACGUGUGUAUACUAAUAAGUGGCACAUAUUAUUAUCGGGUAGUACUUACGUACCCCUCAAGAUGACAUCCCGUUCUUCUCUUGGAGAGGAACUUGUUGAAAAUUUCCAACUUUUGUUGCAGUUUUAUCCAAAUGACGAUUGUGCGUCUGUUGUUAAAGAGAAUAUGCUGUCCUUACCAGAUAAGCGAACAUUUCAGAAUGUAAUGAAGUUCGUUUUUGAUAUCCUCAAACCAAGUUGGCGUUCUGAGAUUUCAAGUCGCUUUAUUACACCACAGGAUGAAAGACAGUUUAAUAACAUGCUUUGUGAUCAUUUCAAAGCUCUGCGCAAGGUAAUAAGUAAGCCAUAUGGAUUGAAGCCAGAUGAAGAGAUAGACAAAGAUAUAUUGCAAGAAUUCAAAGACCUUACCAAGGAGUGUGAUAAUCUGAGACAACAAAUUCAGCAAAAGAAAGAGGAAAAUGAGCGAGCGGUUGCCCACCAGAUUGAAGUUCUGCAGCUCGUUGUGUCAACGGGCUAUUGGAAUGAAGGCAUAAAGAGAAGAUUUCUUGAUAUAAGUGACAAAAAUAUAAUUGCAGAAAUGAUUAAAAAGAAGGAUAAUUCAUUAAAUGAACUGAAAUACUUAAAAGAAAAACUACAACCUUAUUUUGUCCAUGUAUAUCAUAUUUAUAACAAAGUAGACUGUGCAUGUCAACCAGUAUUCAAUCUUCCAGAUGAAAAGGUUUCCAAAAUCAGCGACUUUCUUUGCGAAGUUGAUAGGAAUCGCAUAUGUGUUGACAUCAUGCAAUUGAAAUUAAUUUCGGCAGUGAAAAUACUGAAGAUAAAAUAUGCUAAAAGCAUUGAUCCAAAUGUCCAAUUUGAUGAACAUGUUCCAUCUGCCCUUAUUGAGAAAUUGGAGGAACUCGCCCGUGAUUGGAUGAAACUUAAGAAAAAACCUGUGAAAAUGGAUCUUGAGUCUUUAGCAGAAUGCGUUGUGCCUGCCAAGGUUUGUGCGUCUCCAGUUCGUAUUAUCCCAACCCAAAUCGUGAGUGAUCAGUUUGAGAAGCCUAAAUCGAAUGAAACUAUAAUGGCAGUAGUUGAAAGAAUGCGUUCUCGAAUGGCAGAAACGCCAAGCAAAUUUGCAACACAAAGAUUCAAUUCAUCUGACUUAAAGACUUCUUUCCCAUCGCUUUGUUCAACUACUGGCCCUCCCUUACAUUACCCAAUGUCAGCCUUAAAAUUUGAGAAUAGUACACCAGUCUCAAAAAGUCAAGUACCAAUUUUGUCUCGUACUACUGGUAGAAGACAAAGUAUGGGUUUUGCAAAGCCGGCAAAUUGCUUGGUUCGAAGGCAGUUGGCUUGUACACCCUUGACUAAAAUAAAACCUCCUACCACUUCUGAAAAACCUAAGUCUGUAACUGGAACUAAUGUAGACAAGAUUUUAGAUAAGCUUGUUCAGCAAUUGGUGGAAGACAAAAAUAACGAAAGUUUUGAUUCAGACAGUCUCGCAGAUGACUUGGACUUAUCAUUGAGUGGUGUAGAACGCAUACAAUAUCCCUGUGGUGGAAAUGAAUUCCCAAUACAGAUUAAUAGUAAUCAUAAAACGGGUCUGCCAAGUACUCAAGCAGAACAUACUGUGCCCCUUCUGGAACAUCCCAUAUUAUCAGAAGUAAUUGAAGAUGAUAGAGAACUUUCUGCUCUAAUUAACAGUAUAUGUGAGGAUGAAUGUCCAAACUCUCAAGAUUUGGAUGAAAAAGAACAACUAGAUAUCUUUUUAAGUGACAAAGAAAUAUCAAAAAUAUAUGAUUCACAGCAGAAGUCGCAAAGAAAGCCAGAAGUUGCGAAGAAAACUGGAAGGCCAUCUCUAGAUUUACUGAUUGAAAGAUUUAAUGCAAUUAAAAAAGGAGAACAACAAACUUAGAUGCUGGGACUGCAACAUUGGAGGUGUACGGAGUGGUUAACUACAGUGCACACGGGUUGUGUGAAUCCAUGACGUGCAGAAACUAGUAAACAUCAUUUGGGGGACAGUGAGUGAACAACAGUUGAGUUAACACUUUAUUGAUUGUUCAGCUUCUUUU